This is a messenger RNA of Dacryopinax primogenitus, 1059 nucleotides long. RefSeq lists its product as uncharacterized. NCBI's taxonomy places the organism in Eukaryota, Fungi, Basidiomycota, Dacrymycetes, Dacrymycetales, Dacrymycetaceae. The coding region runs from base 1 to 627 and encodes 208 amino acids. The transcript has a single exon. The record is from RefSeq and is a predicted model, not a curated record.
AUGGUCGCCCCACCCCCAGCCGCACCUGUCCCAGACUGGACGCCAACCACACCUUUCCCUCUCCUUCCCGCCCUCAGUCAUCCAUCAUCCCCCUCCCCCUUCCUCACCUCCCCCUCCCCGCCAGCGCUCGCAGCCUCCCCCAACCCAUCCACCUCUCUUCCAGCACCGAGCACCUCUCCUACCCCCGUCACCCCAGGCCCCCCAUCCUUAAUGCCCCUGCUAGAUUUCUAUGGUCGAGCAAGAGAGUGGACCGCCGCCGCUAGGUUAUCACUCGAGCCAUCCCCACCACCGUCGCCUCCAAGAGCGGUGAUGCGGCCCAAGAAAGUGCGAAGGAGAGGCAGACCAUACCCGCCCCAGCCAAGUAUAAUCAUCAAAGCUGAACCGGAAGAAGUCUCCCUCCACGCAGCGGUGGUGACACCACCUGCUGGACUGGGUCUGCCGAUGGCUCCGCCAUCGAUGAGGGCUCUUGAAGGAGAGCUUGUCGCUGGAACCGUUGUACAGGAGGAAGAUGCUAGGCUACAACGCCUGCUAGGGGACUACGAGCGCAUGCUUUGGGAGAGAGUCGAGAGCUGUGAGAGGAUCGAGAGGCUGAUCGAAGAUUCGGCGAGGAUGUUUGCUGAUCGAUGACCUACGAGGGCGAUGCUUUGAUCGCCGCGGUACAUGUCGUUUGAAGAUUGGACCGAUCUACGCUUCCCGGACUCGACAUAUGCGAGCUCUGCACAUCGAGAGCAACGAAGUACUUGUACAACAGUCGAUCCGCCUCAAACCGCGAGUUAUGCCCGAGUUGUGACUCCGGUGCCUAGCAGGACAGCCCUUCAAGAAUGUGCUCAUAUACACAGGUUUGCUUCCUGUGCUGCUUUUUUUUUCUUCCUUGGUAUUGCUGCUCACACCCACAUGUCCACUUGUACGCUGUUAUAUCACCACACUAGUUGCCCUUGCUCUGAACGUGCAUACAUUGUACUUUAUCCGUGACUACCGUUCUCUGGCCUCCGAAACUUAAUCAAAGUGACUUCUUCCUCCACUUUAAUGUCAUUGAGCCAAAUGCCAGCUCGUUAUCCC